Molecule: messenger RNA, 2349 nt
Organism: Schistosoma haematobium
Lineage: Eukaryota; Metazoa; Platyhelminthes; Trematoda; Strigeidida; Schistosomatidae
Exons: 12
Coding region: 764-1657 (297 amino acids)
Biological process (GO): biosynthetic process
Cellular component (GO): cytoplasm
Source: RefSeq, a predicted model, not a curated record
GGAGGUCAUUGGUUCUCCAGAACAGGUUAGAAAAUUAUUCAGAACAGUAACUACCUGGUGUUUUGAGACAAAGUAUAUUUAACUGCGAUCUAAAAAUAUCUGCACAAGAAUAUGGAAAAUGAUGAAGUUGUACUUACUGAUAGCACGAAGAAAAUUAAAGCUAUAAUCUUAAUUGGUGGUCCAUGUAAAGGGACUCGCUUUAGGCCACUUUCAUUGGAGUUGCCUAAACCACUUUUUCCAAUAGCUGGGUUUCCAGUUGUUUACCAUCACAUCGAAGCCUUUUCCAAGUUACCGGGAUUGAGGGAAAUCAUUCUUUUGGGAUUUUACCAACCAAAUGAGGCUCUCAACCAGCUUAUUUCGAAUGCGCAGCACGAGUUUAAGGUUUCUGUUAGAUAUUUACAGGAGUUCACAUCACUAGGAACAGCUGGUGGUAUAUAUCAAUUCCGUGACCAAUUAUUAUCUGGAUCUCCGGACUUGUUGUUCGUGAUGAAUGGUGAUGUAUGCUGUGAUUUACCUCUUGAGGAAAUGCUCGAGUUUCACAAAUGUUUGGGUACUGGUGAUCGGUUUCUAAUUAUGGCGACUGAUGUACUUCUAGAAGAACCCUUCCACGGUGUGGGCAACCGGGAAGUGAUAACCGCCCUCAUAUUCCUAACAACAUUCAAGAUCGCCUCUAAAAGCUUUGUGUGUUAUUAGCAAUUAAUUGUAGCAUAAUGUGACUUCAAGGAACAACCUGCAUGGAUUUUGGGCGACACGUCAACAGUCUAUGAAGUUCGGUUGUAUUGUUGAAGACCCCAACACCCAUGAAGUUAUGCAUUAUGUCGAGAAGCCAGCAACGUUCGUCAGCACAACAAUAAAUUGUGGUCUUUACCUAUUUACUCCUGGGAUAUUUAAAUUUAUUCGUAUAGCUUUUCUUGAACAUCAGAAUCAACUAAACUAUGAUUUAAGACCUUCAUGCAAAGAAACUAUUCAUUUAGAACGAGAAAUAUGUCAACCGUUAGCUGGAAGUGGGACUUUAUUUGUUUAUCAUACCAAUCGGUUUUGGAGUCAAAUCAAAUUUGCUGGUGCUGUAAUCUACGCUAAUCGUCAUAUAUUGUCACUUUAUGAAAGAACCCAUCCUCAUCGACUUGCUAAAAUGUCAAUACCAAGUUCAUCAAACCUACAAAUGUUAGAUGAUCCCAUUAAUUCAUCAUUAGUUGUGAUGAAUGGCAAAUGCCAACCGUCGAUUUGUGGACCGAUCAUAAUUGGUCAUGUAUUCAUACAUCCUACUGCUUCAAUCGACCGAACAGCUGUUAUAGGACCCAACGUAAGUAUAGGUGAACGAGCUGUAAUACAAGCAGGAGUACGUCUACGAGAAUGCAUUGUACUCAGGGAUGUUGAGAUUCGUGCACACGCUUGUUGCCUGAAUGCAGUAAUUGGAUGGAAUACAGUUAUUGGGGAAUGGGCUCGUGUCGAAGGUACACCCAAUGAUCCUAAUCCUAAUAAGCAAUUUACCAAACUUGAAGUUUUACCUGUUUUCAAUGUCAAGGGUCAACUAAAUCCAUCCAUUACUGUGAUUGGCUCCAAUGUGGAAAUUCCUCCUGAAGUUAUUGUUCUGAACUGUAUAGUUCUACCACAUAAAGAAUUAUCACAAAGCGCCAGAAAUCAAAUUAUUUUAUGAUAUACAUGUCAUCAAUUUAUAUUAGUGCACAAAUGUAUUUGUGUACGGGAUACAAUAUUGUGUAUACAAUUAAAGCAACUACCAACUAAUUUGUCUCAACUGUUUAUUUUCAUAUGUAUCUAUUAGGCGGUUUGGUUAAUGUUUGAAAAAAAAAAUUAGGAAAGUAUGUACAUUUUUGCUUGAUACUUAUUUCUCGAAAAAAACUAUAUUCGUGACAAGCAUGAUAAUAUUUUCCUUCGGUUAUUUCAUAAUGAUUUAUUUAUCGUUUUGAUCUGUUUUCUUUUUUUCUUGUUCGAAAAAACCCAACUGUAAUUUGAUUUUAAACUUGUUUAUUGUUUUUUUUUUGUUUUUUUUAAAAUUUUUUUUGUAUAAUUGGACUGAUCUUCUUUGUAUCCAUUGGUAUUGUACAAUAGUAGUUUUAAAUAGGAAUGACCGUUUCUAUAUAUUAUUUUAUAAUAUCGUUUCUCAGUUUAAUUCUAAUUCUCUUAUAUUAAUUUAUACGAAAGACAAUAAUUCAUCAUUAUUUAUUAUCAUUGAUUCUAUUCAUUGGUUUGCUUUUUUUGUUUUUUAGUUCAACAGUUUUUUUCUCUCUUUUGUGUUUCUUUAUUAUUGUAGUAUGAUUACGGAGCACUAAUAAACAUGUUUGUUUAACCCUUAAAUAUUGAAUUAAUCCAUUAAAUUGAUGAAGUAAA